UCUACGGCCUCCACAGGAGCUAGUAGCACUACCAGCAAUCUCCACAAUGCUGGCACCUUUGCUGCUCGUCGCUAUAACCUUCAUGUACCUCCUCAAGAGGUUAAGCCCAAAGAGCAAGAUCUUUAGUGGCACAUCCUCAUCGGCGACGGUGCCGCUCCCGCUCCCGCCGGGGCCGUCACCGUGGCCAGUGGUGGGCAACCUGCCCGAGAUGAUGCUCAACAGGCCGGCGUUCCAGUGGAUCCAUCUCGUGAUGGAGGAGAUGGGUACGGGCAUCGCCUGCUUCCGCCUCGGUGGUGUCCACGUCGUCCCGAUCACCUGCCCCAAGAUCGCGAGGGAGGUGCUCAAGAAGCAGGACGCAAACUUCGUGUCCCGCCCGCUCAGCUUCGCCUCCCGGACCGUCAGUGGCGGGUACAGGGACGCCGUGCUCUCGCCUUUCGGCGACCAGUGGAAGAAGAUGCGACGGGUGCUCACAUCCGAGAUCGCCUGCCCUUCCCGCCACGAGUGGCUCCACGACAAGCGCGUCGACGAGGCCGACAACUUCAUGCGGUACGUCUACAACCUCACGGCCUCCUCCGGCAUGACGGAGUCGUCGGCGGCGGCGGCAGGCGCCAACGUCGAUGUCAGGCACGUCGCGCGGCAUUACUGCGGCAACGUCAUCCGCCGGCUUGUUUUCGGGAUGCGACACUUCGAGGAGGCCCAGCCCGACGGCGGGCCGGGGCCGCUCGAGGUGGAGCACGUGGACGCGGCCUUCACCUCCCUGGGGCUCCUCUUUUCGUUCUCCGUCCGUGACAACCUCCCAUGGCUGUUAGGCCUUGACCUCGACGGCGACGAGAAGAUGGUCACGGAGGCCAACGCGACGAUGAAUAGACUGCACGACGCGGUCAUCGAAAAGCGGCGUAGGCAGCACUGGAAGGACGGCGAGAGGCAGGAGGAGCUCGAAGACUUCCUCGACAUUCUCAUCUCGCUCAAAGACGGCGAUGGCAACCCGUUGCUCAGCAUCCAGGAAAUUAAAGCGCUGUGCAUGGACAUGACAUUAGCGGCGAUAGACAACCCGUCCAACACCGUGGAGUGGGCAUUGGGGGACAUGGUGAAUAGCCCAGAUUUGCUAGACAAGGCUAUGGAAGAGAUAAACCGGGUGGUUGGUCAGGAGAGACUGGUGCAGGAGUCAGACUUCCCACAACUCAACUACGUCAAGGCGUGUAUACGAGAAGCAUUUUGGUUGCACCCUGUCGCGCCCUUCAAUGUACCACAUGUCGCGGUCGCCGAUGCCAUUGUCUUCGGCUACCACGUGCCAAAGGGCAGCCACAUUCUUCUAAGUCGGGUUGGCUUAGGACGGAACUCGUCUGUUUGGGAUGAGCCGCUUGACUUCAAGCCAGAGCGCCAUAUAGAAGACAAUAUUGAUGUGGUGCUCACAGAGAGCGAGUUGCGAUUUAUCUCCUUUAGCACUGGUCGUCGCGGCUGCAUUGCGGCGUCUCUAGGGACGGCCAUGACUGUCAUGCUGUUUAGCAGGCUCUUGCAAGGCUUCACAUGGACCAAGCCAGCAGGAGUGGAGGUCCUCCAUCUCGUAGAGUCCAAGCAAGACCUCUUGAUGGCAAAGCCACUGGUGCUACAUGCAGAACCACGCCUACCGAUGCACCUCUACCGCAUGGUUAAGUAAGAGAGUGUCUAUUUUCUAAGGUUGCUCGUAGUGAAUAAUGUCAUAAGUUAGUAUCAUGCAUAUGAUACUAGUGUAUGAUACUACAUUCGUAAUGCAAAGGAUCAUUAAUGACCUUAUUUAUUUUUAUGCAA
Triticum dicoccoides is the source of this 1788-nucleotide messenger RNA. RefSeq names its product tyrosine N-monooxygenase-like. Bases 47 to 1657 code for a protein of 536 amino acids. The record is from RefSeq and is a predicted model, not a curated record. The transcript has 2 exons. Lineage: Eukaryota; Viridiplantae; Streptophyta; Magnoliopsida; Poales; Poaceae. Gene Ontology annotation, molecular function: monooxygenase activity; oxidoreductase activity, acting on paired donors, with incorporation or reduction of molecular oxygen; heme binding.